CUCACACCUAUUUCAAAUUAUAGUUAGCUUCGGAAAGUAAACAAGUCUCUAGAUGAUGUCGAGGGCCUACAUACUAAUACGGCAUAUGGUAGUUUCAUGAGUAAUACAGACAGGAGAAUCUCAUGCAUGUCUACAGUUCAGGGCUGAAGCAGUUGGGGGUGGUGGGGAGGGGGGCUGUGUGAACGUGGACGAGGCACAGCUAUUUCCUACCUGUACGAACGGGGCGGGUACAUGUCUGGUCGAAUUGGACAGGAGACCACAUAGGCCUAUAGUAACAAAUAUAAAAGUGAUUUCAAAGGAAUAUCAACAACAACAUUUUUAAUAAGGGCUAUGGGAGCCACAGUGGAAUAUGACAAAGCUUCAUGGGAGCUGACAGUCCAGGUGGACCAGAGAGAUGGAGAUGAGGGGAUGAAGUUUAAACUGCGAGUUUUGGGAAACCUGCAUGUUGGAGGACUCAUGCUCAAACUGGUGGAGAAAAUCAAGGCUCCUCAGGAUUGGUCAGACCAUGCUCUGUGGUGGCAGCAGAGGAAAUGUUGGCUACUGAAGACACACUGGACCUUGGACAAGUAUGGAGUCCAAGCGGACGCUGAUCUACGCUACACCCCACAACACAAACCUCUGUGUAUUCAGCUGCCCAACAUGAAGAUGGCCAAACUCACUGUCAGUUACUCCGCCGUUGUCUUCAAGACUGUCGCCGAGAUCUGCAGGGCGUUAAACAUCAGAAGGCCAGAGGAGCUGUCCCUUCUAAAGCUUCCAGAUGACCCAUCCAAGAAGAAGAAGAAGAAAGACAAGAACCCAGUACUGGAGGACAUCAUAGACAUGGACAAAACCAGUGGAGGUUCUGGCGGACCAGGAACUCCUAUGUAUAGUAAGACCAUGGUGCCCACCUACAACCCAGAGAACGGGGCCCCUGCCACAGCCACCAGCAUGUGGUUUGGGGACAACCUCCUGACCUCCAGCCAGCCCAACCUGCCCCCUGCAGAGCUGGCCAAGAUGUACCAGCCAUUGUCCUUGGUGGACAAAGCUAUCAUUAACGGAGGGUGGUUGGAUUCCUCCCACUCCUUGAUGGAACAGGACAUUGGAGAUGAUGACAGACUUCAGCUACGCUUCAAAUACCAUUCCUUUUACGACCUUAACCCAAAGUAUGAUUCUGUGAGGAUAACUCAGCUGUAUGAGCAAGCUCGCUGGGCCAUCCUACUGGAGGAAAUCGACUGCACUGAGGAGGAGAUGAUCAUGUUCGCCUCCUUGCAGUAUCACAUAUGCAAGCUAACCAUGUCCACGGAACCUCUGAACACCUCUGACGAACCAGAGAUAGAUGAAGUUGAGGCUGCCCUCUCCAAUCUAGAGGUCACACUUGAGGGAGCACAUACGGACAGAAUAUUGGAAGACAUCACAGACAUUCCGAAACUGGCAGACUCUCUCAAGCUGUUCAGGCCUAAAAGACUGACGUUGCGGUCCUAUAAGGAGUAUUGGUUCGUCUUUAAAGACACCACCAUCUCCUACUACAAGAACAAAGAGUCAGCGAGCGGAGAGCCCAUAGAACAGCUGCACCUCAGAGGAUGCGAGGUUGUCCCCGACGUCAACGUGACAGACAAGAAGUUCGGAAUCAAGCUUCUGCUCCCAGUGGCUGAUGGGAUGAACGAGGUCUACAUCCGCUGUGACAACGAGGCACAGUAUGCCAAGUGGAAGGCAGCGUGUACCCUGGCCUCUAAGGGCAAGACAAUGGCCUACAGCUCCUACAGGUCGGAAGUGAAGAAAAUCCAGUCAUUUCUGCAGAUGAAGAGUAUGGCGCCCCCUUCUGGUCAGGCAGCUCCGGACCUGGAUGCCAUGGACAUGAAUCCUGAGUGCUUCGUCUCACCCAGAUACACCAAGAAGUACAAGACCAAGCAGCUGACAUCGAGGAUCCUGGAGGCCCAUCAGAACAUAUCUGGGCUCUCUCUCACUGAAGCGAAAAUGCGCUUCAUCCAGGCCUGGCAGUCCCUGCCAGACUUUGGAAUCAAGUACUACAUUGUCAGGUUUCGGGGCAGCAAAAAAGAUGAGCUGCUCGGUAUCUCAUACAAUCGUCUUAUUCGUAUUGACAUGUCCACGGGCCUGCCCGUCACCACCUGGAGGUUUGCCAACAUGAAACAGUGGAAUGUCAACUGGGAGAUCCGACAGGUGACCAUUGAAUUCGAUCAGAGUGUGGCGAUAGCCUUUUCCUGUGUGAGUUGUGACUGUAAGGUUGUCCAUGAGUACAUUGGGGGAUACAUCUUCCUCUCAACACGCUCCAAAGACCAGAACGAGACACUGGACGAGGAACUCUUCCACAAACUCACUGGAGGGCAGGAAUGAACCUGGGACUCCGGCUUUCCUUUAGCUUGGUGGAGUUUAAACAUAGGGAUUUCUUAUAAGCGGAGACAUUCCAUGCUGUCCAAUUCAGUGAAUCAUUCAUUACUGCACCGGAGGCCUGUGGAGUGAAUCCAUUUCGAUUCAGAAUUGAAAUUCAUGGUGAAUAUGGUUUUGUAGGAUACAUCUUUGAUAGGUUCAUUUGGAAAUGCAGAAACCAGUGUGGAUCACACUACACUGCAUUGUGAACCAUGUUUAAAAUGCCAAUUUAUCCAGGGCUGCCCAGCCCUGUUCCUGGAGAUUUACAGCCUUGUAGAUUCUCUACAACCCUAGCAUUCCUGAUAAUAGGUUUGAGUAAAAUCUGAAUCAGUUUAGUUAAACGUGGGCUUAGAGAGAACAUCCAGGAAGGUAGCUCUCCAGGAACAGGGUUGGGCAGACCUAGUCUAACUAUUGUUAUGGACAACAAGCAGUGGUUAAAGAGGUUUUGGCUAGUUUUAACACUACUACAUGUUUUAUCACUUUAUAUUCCAUGUGGUAUGCUACUUUCACAAUCAAUGUUUACUGUGCUAUUUUAUACAUAUGACUUUUAGGAUAUUUUAUAAUGUAAAGUCUGAUAUUUUAUUUCAAGCCCAACAGAAUUUCAAUGAUAUUUCUGGUGGUGGGUUAUUAAUUAGAAUGUUGAAGAAAACAUUCUGUAAUUGAAAACACUGGAAUUUCUCUUGCCUGAACUGCUGUGAAAUAAACUAAUGAUAAAUGAA
Messenger RNA from Esox lucius (northern pike), 3083 nucleotides. It is a transcript of the gene fermt1, whose product is annotated as fermitin family member 1. Gene Ontology annotation, cellular component: focal adhesion. Lineage: Eukaryota; Metazoa; Chordata; Actinopteri; Esociformes; Esocidae. The transcript has 15 exons. The coding region runs from base 331 to 2331 and encodes 666 amino acids. Gene Ontology annotation, molecular function: integrin binding. The record is from RefSeq and is a predicted model, not a curated record. Gene Ontology annotation, biological process: integrin-mediated signaling pathway; cell-matrix adhesion.